Alligator mississippiensis (American alligator) is the source of this 8328-nucleotide messenger RNA. It is a transcript of the gene PGAP6, whose product is annotated as post-GPI attachment to proteins 6. Lineage: Eukaryota; Metazoa; Chordata; Crocodylia; Alligatoridae. Gene Ontology annotation, cellular component: plasma membrane. The transcript has 13 exons. The record is from RefSeq and is a predicted model, not a curated record. The coding region runs from base 16 to 2640 and encodes 874 amino acids.
GGUCCCAUUAUCCCCAUGCAGCUCCUCCUGGGCCUGCGGCUGGCGUGUGCGCUGGGUACCAGCGGGAGCUGCUCCAGACUGGAGGCUGAGGGGCGCUGGGAGCAGAGGCUUUGUCUUGCGAGAAUCUCGCUCCCGGGCCGCCCUUUCCGCAGCAGCCGCUGGCGCCAGGAAGACAGGAGCGGUCCGGCCGGCGGGGGGCGAUGCGGGGCGGGCGCAGGAAAGCGGAAGCGAGCGGCCUGGGGAGCCGCUGGCGAUGAUGGGCGGCUGGGCUGGCGGCGGGCGGCGGCCCGGGGCAGCGAGGCCGAGGUAGCUGCGGUCAUGCGAGGCUCGGGCUCGGGGCUCGGCCUCUUCUUGCUGCAGCUCUUUUCGCUCCGCGCCGCUGGCAGCGGCUGGACCAGCGGCCGCGCGGACCCGCUCUACAUCUCUGAGUAUUUCUCUCAGAGUGCCCAGAAGCUGUCCUUCUACAGCUGGUAUGGGAAUGCCAAGCUCUUCCAAUUUCAUGUGCCAGAGGACACUGUUCUGCUGCGCUGGCUUCUUCAGGCAUCCAAAGGGAAUGAACCUGAGUGCAGCAACACAGAAAUCACUAUCCACUUCCGCUAUGGAGCUCCUCCUGUUAUCAACCCACUGCACACUCAGUUUCCUGCUAACAUGACUGUCCAUCCUUCAUACAACCAAACCAUGACAUUGAAUGUCACUACACAGAACAGCACCUUUGUGAAUAUCACUACCCCAGCUGCUGGAGACUGGUUCAUUGUUGCGCACCUGCCUGAGACUGAAGGCAGGAUCAAAGUGAAGGGUUUUUCCAUCCCAUGCACCUAUACGUUCCAGCCAGACAUGUUUGUGCUGAGACUCGUCAACAUGCCUAUUCUGGAACCAGACACUCCUAUGAAACAAACUAUCGUCUCACCUGUUCAGCCGCUACAUGUCAAGAUCUUCAUCCCUCAAUACACAGCCAGGAUGCAAUUUGAACUGCUGACUUGUGUGAUGAAUGGAACAACAGCAUGCAUUGUGCGGGUGAUGUUGGGUUCAGUCACAUUGCCACAAUCCUUCCAGAAAACUCUUAACUGCACAGCAAGAGUAGGCUGCAGCCUGAUCCUUGACUCGCCCCCGUGGGAGAAGUGGCUGCAGAUCAUGGCAGAGAAUCUCAGCACUACCAACACCAGUGUCUUCUUAGAGAUGAUUGCCUCCUUCACAGCUUGCAAGCCAGGGAGCACCAGUUCUUUCCUUAACCUCUACAAUAGCCUGAAUCAAAGCCAGACCACACAAGCAUUGGGUGGGAGGCCCAAAGGAGUCACAGCAGGAAUGAUGAGAAGUGUCACUCUGCCUGCAGAAGAUGCUGCAUAUAACUCAUCCGACCAAGGGAGCUUCUGCCUCCAGAAUCAGCCUAUUAUCCGAGAGGAUCUGGAUGUUGUGUCUGUGAGGUUCCGACUCAUAAAUGGGCCCAGUAUUCCCGUCCAUUCUGAAUUUCCCACCCUCUUCCUCCUCAACUUGAAUACUGGCAAGGACAGUGGAGGGAUCCUUGUAGUGAAUCUGCUGCUUAACAAGACUUCCCUGAGCUUGGACAGUGUCAGCGUAUUAGCUUGUGUGAGUGCUGCCUCUCCGGUAUUGUCCCUCAAUACCACACAGAGCUGCAGAACAGCUUUUGUCCAGGGUUACCUUCUGAAUGUGACUGCAUCCUCUACGGAAACAACACUGAUUGUUCCAUACCCUGAGACUGAGAACUGGUUCCUUUCCCUGCAGCUCCUAUGCUCAAAGGGCCAGAGCCAAUGUAAUGAAGCAAAAGCCAAAGUGACUGUCUCCAUGUACCUCACUCCCUGCUUCAAUGACUGUGGAGAGUAUGGACAGUGCAAUCUUCUGAGAAGGCAUGGCUACCUCUAUGCUGGCUGCAGCUGUAAAGCUGGUUGGAGCGGAUGGAGUUGCACAGAUGACACUAAGGCCCAGUCUGAGGGCGCACAGAAUCUGGCCACCCUCCUGCUUACACUCAGUAACCUCAUGUUCCUGCCAGCUAUUGUUGUGGCUGUUUAUCGCUACUACUUGGUGGAGGCCUCCAUCUACAUCUACACCAUGUUCUUCUCCACGUUCUACCAUGCGUGUGAUCAACCAGGAGUUGCUGUGAUGUGUAUCAUGGAUUACGACACAUUGCAGUACUGUGAUUUCCUGGGCUCCGUGGUUUCUGUUUGGGUGACAAUCCUGUGUAUGUCCCGAAUGAAAAAGAUCUUUAAAUAUAUUCUCUUUGUCCUGGGGACCUUGUUUAUAGCCAUGUCCCUGCAACUGGACCGCAGAGGCGUGUGGAACAUGAUGGGCCCCUGCCUCUUUGCCCUCGUUGUCAUGAUUGCAGCAUGGGUUUACUACAGUAUGAAGCGACAGCACUGUUACCCUUCCUCAUGGAAGCGCUGGGUUUUCUACCUCUUUCCAGGGAUGACUUUGGCUCUUGUAGCCCUCUCAAUAUAUGCAUUUAUGGAAACUACUGACAACUACUACUACACACACAGCCUCUGGCAUAUCCUGGUGGCCAGUAGUGUGGCAUUCCUGCUCCCACCACAAGACAAACACAAGAAGCCCUGGGCCUGGUCACAGAAGCUCAUCUGCCGCUACCAGAUCUGCCAGAAUGACCGUGAGGAGCUGUACACAGUGACCUGAGUCAGGCAUGAAGGGCACCAGGCCAGUGGGUUGAAGAGUUUGCUUGAUAAGCAAACCUACCCACAAGGCAUGCUUACAGCUCUGCUAAUGUGCUCAUUUGUUAGCAAGGGCAACACAGUGGCAGAAGCUGGCCUCUGUCUUUGAGGCAAGAGCAUGAACUGGAGUCCCCCCCUGCCAAAAUGGUGGCUUCUAAUCAUUAUAAAGAAAGGAACAGCCUUCUUUUGCACAUCUUCAAAAAUACCGAAGAUCCAUUCCUCUCCUGCCAUGCCAGUUUGUGGUGCAUGCCACAGCAAGUGCUUUGGCACAGCGCUCCUGCCACUCCUAGUAUAGUCUCCAGCACAAUGUCUGGUCAUUCUUCCUAGAGUCUGUGAUUACACCAUGAUUUACCAUGAGAAUGACAAGUACCCAAGCUGAGGCCAGCAGGGUGUCAUGGUACUGUGUUCUUUUGAGGAAGGGGAAACAUCCUCAAAGGGUUUGCCCUAGACCCUUGGUCCUGUUUCAGCUGUUAGCCUGCUCCAUCACCUAGACCAUGUGGGUGAAAGGUAAAAUGUUCCUCUUGUGUGAGUAGUGCUGAUGCUGAGGGUACCAAGGAGCGGAUGACUCAGGCUAGGCCCAAAUACAUUGGGGUUCAUUGCAGAUAGGGGGUAAAGUCCAGUGAUGACACCAUACCACAUAGGGCAGUGCCAACAUACAGCAGAAUCCUUGGCCAUGUCUACACAAGACACUGACUGCACAGUAGCCUGUGACUGCUGUGCUGUAGUAUCACAUGGUGGAAAGUGACACGACACUACUGCGCAGUAGUCUUAGACUACUGCACAGCCAGCUUUACAAAAAAGCCAGCCAUUGGUGCGACUGUGCAGUAACUCAAGUUACUGCAGUCAUUCAGUACUUGUUUAUACAAGUAGAUGACUGCACAGUCAGCAGUAGAUGACUGCACAGUCAGCAUCUUGUGUGGACAUGGCCGUUGAGAAUGACAUUUAGAGCAGAGCUGGGAAAUAAGAUUGACUCAGAUCUCAAAGUGGGGAGGGGUUCAGGUGCCAGGUUUGAUGCUAGAAGGGUUUUUAACUGAGCUUCUAUUUGUUCCUUCUCCGUGAACUCUGGGGGAGCCUGGCAUCUGCCAUCAUACCCGUUCUUUCUGGGUGACCAUGUUAGACAUUUUUUUCCUUGUCCCUAGCUUCCUAGGUCUUGGUUGACAGCACAGAAGAGAAAAAUGGUCAGGACUCCUGUGAAGAAGCAUAAUGGUAGUUUUGGGAUGACAAAUGAGUUAGGCUGCCCCUCAUUGAGCAUGGCUCUAUACAUACACCUCUUGCAGUAUCAGGAACAGAAACUGUUGGGUGCUAUUGUAAGUCCAGCUACUGCAUUUUGGCUUCAGUGCUGGUGUUAGACAUGCAGUCUUGUGAUUGUGCAAGGCUCACAGGGCCUGGGCAUCCCAAGGUUUAGAGCUAGCACCAAAUACUAUGGAAUACUCAGGUAGCCUGGUUGUUUUCAGGUUUGAAACUAUCACACAGUGCUUCUAGACUGUAGGUAGGUACUCUCUAAUAUGAGCCCUGUUUCUCAUACACAGCAUGAUUAAAUCAACCUUUGUAUGCAUAUUUAUCUAUGUACAUACACACUGCUCAGCUCUAUCAUGAGUACCAAUCAUUGGCUGUCCAGUCUUUCAGCUGUAUCUGUGAGCCUAGCUGAUUGCCUACUCUGGGCAUGUGUGUGUACAGCUAGCAUCUUAGUCUCAUGGAUGCAGCUGCCCCAAGAAAUUUGGGAACAAGUGACUUUAGGCCCUUUUAUCAAGUAUUCCAUGUCUGUGGCUCCCUCAUGCAUUAUACUGGGCAUGUCUACAAAUGCAAUUAAUGCAACUGAAUAUUCUCUGGUUCAAUCUGAGCUGGAGUAAACUGUUCCUGAUGUCAUUUACACAUGUGUUUAAACAGAUGGUGCGAGUUGCUGUAGAUGAAAUUUCAACCUGAAACUCCUAUAUCUUAACAACUUGCUCUAACCAGAAAGCCAAAGGCUAGGCAUUGACUAGAGCACUUCAAACCUCUCUUACUGAAGCUAGCCCACUGGGCAGACAAGGGAGAAGCUACAUGGGGUCAAAAUAAGAACAAGGCAGAUGAGAGAUGGCUCUGUGAGAUGAAUUCUCCUUUGGAAAGUGAGGCUCUUGGGCUCUGAUCUUGGUCUCUGCUCCCAACUAGGGCAGAAACUAUACCAGUGCUGUUUAUAGAAUCAAUUUUAAAGGCAGGGUACCAUGGGUCAGCAUCAGGAGGAGGACUGGAGAGUACUCCAGCUAGUGCCUGGGCUGUGGCAUGGUAGUUCUAGCGCUUUGCUGGGAAGCAGACAGCAUAGAUUCAGACCUCUCUGGGUGAGGGAAGCCUAGAAGCUGGAUCUCCUAUUUCCUGGGCAACUGUCCUAGAAACUAAUGCAUCAGGGUAAAAGAGGUGUUGGUGGUUGUAGCCGGGUUGGUCUAAGGUGAUAGCCAGACACUACCCAAAGAAUCUUGUCUGCCUCAGGAUGAAAGAGUCAUCUUCCAUCUGAUUUCUGGCAAGAAAAGCAGACAUCAUUCUAAAGAAAGAACUGCAAUACAGCAAAAAGAUACGUGAGAGGAAAACCAGUAGAGCAGACUGCAAAUUGUUGAGAUGUAGGAGAUGCAGAUUGAAACCCCUGUUCCUACUUGUGUGUUUAAGAGCAGUAAUAUAUUGCACUGCUGGAUACCACAUGUAUCUGGCGGGAUUAUCUAGCAGUACAGUAAAUUAGUCUACUGCACCCUAAUUGUCAUGCAUAUGGAGAUGGUGAGGCUUUACUGUGCAGCAUAUUAGUCUGCUGUGUAGUAAAGCAUCUCAUGCAGAUGCACCCACUGAGAAAUUAAAUACAGAGCAGCAACUCCCUUUAAGUAGUAGGGUCAGAACUUGUUUUGGGGAAGGGAAGAGGUAGCUCUUCUGGCAGAGUGGAACUGAAGCGUAAAGCCUAGUGCUAGUACCUUGCACCCAUGCUCCAGAGCAUAGCUGACCUGUAGGGUAUGGACAGCAGAAUUGCAGGUGUUUCUUGGACUCAGCCAGAAAAUGAGCACUUUCAGGCAGCUGUGCUUUGCCUCCAUGGUAGGACAUGCUUGGUUCACAUUGACUUUACGGGUGGGUGUGUGGACAUGAGAAGCUAUUGGCUGCUCCCUCUGUCCAUCUCUGUUAUACAGUGAAGGGUCUGAAUCCAUUAUUCCCUGCUUUUACUGCUAAGCUCUAGUACAUUUCACAGAGGAAAAUUAAGCCCCUAAAACCAAAACAAAGCACAGACCAGGCUAAUUUUUUCAUUUUCAUUUCCCAAGUGUCAAGUCAGCAGUUACUAGAAAUAGAUUAGAAGCCACUGGCUUCUCUGAGAUCUUUCAUGAUUGCAUGGAUGGUUGAGUGUGGGUAGCUUGGGAAUGGAGGGGGUCUCUGAGGAGGAGGCUCCAUAUGCUGACCCUCUGUAUCUUGCUGAACAUCGUUAACCAGUUGUUCUACCUGGUCUUACCUAGGCCUCCCUUCAUAUAGGCUGAAUUAUUUGCAGGUAUAGCUGAGAUCACAUUCAUAUGAAAGUCUCUGUGCCUGCUGAGCAUAGGACUGCCACAAACACAACUGCAAGAGCAAAGUUGCAACAGCACCUAUUUGUGCGAAUAUUUUUGAGCUGUAGGAAUUGGAGCCAGUAUCUGUAUGUCUAGCCUGGUUGAGGCAUUAUUGAGUUAAGUGUAUCGUACUUGCUGUUCUUCCUUCAGAAAAGGUAGUUGUUUCUUUCCUUGUAGAUAUCUGGUAUAAUAUUAUAUUUUACAUAUAUGCAAUAGGGAAUCUGACUGCUGUUUAAGGCAUCAAGCAUCCUAUAAAAAUUCUCAGUUGCACAGCUUAAAAACCACAUUUGAGAGAUGGAAAAAGAGUACAUGUUUAGGACAUAUUCCCUGGUUUAAAGGAAAUAGGAUUAUUUUGUUUCUGAAAAACAGCCCAGCUACUUAUACUUUAAUGCUUUAGCCUUCUAGCAGAUAAUCCAGCUCUCAGGUAAUUCAGAGUUUCCACAAACUGAUCUGCAGGGGUGCUGACAUGGGUUUGGCUCAGCUGAGUUAUUCUCCAUCUUUCUUCAAACCCUGAAGUAAAACCAGAGCAGAGUAUUUCACAUUGGCUGCCAUAUUUUUCUACAGAUAUUUUUCAAAUGGACAUACAGAGGAUUGAGUAACACUUAGUGUACCUGCAUAAAAGUGGUAGGAAAAAUGGUUUUCUGUUGGUGGCUAUAGAAAAACACUUUUAUUUCCUCAGUGCUACAAGUAAUCAGAGAAUCCAAGAGAAAAUGCUGAGUGGUAACACUAAGUGGUAACCUUAAGUUCCAGGCUACACGAAGACAGGAUUUUUAUACUGUUCCAAAUCUAGCUAAUUUUCCACUGGUAUUUCUGUUUUGCUGCUAUAGGCUUGGGGCUGUCUGUGAUUGUCCUGUUAGGCUCCUGUAGAAAUGCCAUCAUUAAUAAUUUUGUACCUCUCUACAUAAAAUUUCACAUACUCCAAGAUUUCUCAAAAUCCAGUUUUUAGCACUCUCUCUUCAGUUUUUACAAGUUAAUUGUAAACUGAGCACUUGGCCUUUGGGGGACUGUAAUGGAGUAUUUGCAACCCUUUUGUACACACACGUAGAUGCACCCUGUUCUUAUUAAUGCUCAGCAGUAAGCUCUGGAGCUUAUUGCUGCCAGAUGCAUGUCUGCACAUGUGCCUGGGAUUGCAGCAUGUUGAGCCAGAGCAGAGCAGCCCCAGCUGAUGGGGGACCCCAGGGCUGUUCCUCCUAGCUUAGUGUGCUGCAGAAGGACGGGCUGUGGCACAAGGGUGCUUCAGUACAGGGCUAGCCAGCAGGCAGCCACGGCACUGAAGUACCCUCAAGCCCUACACAUGCGCUGCUGCAGAGUAAAUUAGUUUACUCCAGCCUAACGGGUGCACAUGUAGAUGCCAAGGUGCUUAUUGGUCACAUGUACACGAGACACUGACUGUGCAGUAAUGACUAAUAUAAACAAGUACUAAAUGACUAUGCAGUAACUGGAGUUACUGCUCAGUAGCAUCACUGAACAGCUUUUAAGUGAUGCUACUAUGCAGUAGCUCAUUACUACUAUGCAGUAGCACCACAUCACACUUCGUGCCAUGCAACUUUACUGUACAGUAAUGAGCUACUGUGCAGUCAGCAUCUCGUGUAGACAUGGUCACUGCAGCUGAUUAGUUUACUGCACCAUAAACAACUCAUGUAGAUGCACCCACAGUGCUGCAGGUAGAGCUAAGUGCUGCACAUUAACUAGUUGGAGCAAUAAUACUCUAAUUUAUACCUUUUUCUUAUAGUUUUAAAUGCUGUGAAACAUUGAGCUUUGAGAGGGGAUGGGAUAAAUCUCUAUGAUUUUAUUAGUCUUAUUCUUCAUCAACAACACUACGAUUAGAAGAUUAAAUAAUUUUAGUGGGAAAAAAUAUAUUUUGUCAAUUACCUCAAGUAGAAUUUAAGCAAAUUGCUAGUAUUUUAAGGCAUGUUUGGAGAGUGGGUUUUUUUGGCUGUAUUUCUGUGAUUUAAUUUUUAUUUUAUACGGUGAAUUUUAAAGCUUAUUGUUUUAUAACUUAAUAAAUAUAAUUGUACUUGAAGGGGUGUGAUCUGCAUUGCACUUUCUUGGCAUUGAAUUUUGUAUAUCUAAGUUAGGGCAGGAAAUUGAAUAAAAAGCAAAAUGAA